GACACAAGAGAUCUUGCUUUAAAAAAAUUUUUUAAAAAAAAUAGAGAAAUAUAUUCUACAAACUGACAUCAAACACAGAAGCAUUUUCUAAUACUAAAAUGUCUUGUUUGUAAAAUAUCUACCCUGGAAGUAAGGACAAAGGUCAAGUACGUUGUUAUUCGUCCUUUACCCAUGAGUUCCUCGAAGAGCCUAAUGACUAUCUAACGAACUACACUGCGUUUACAAGACGCAUACUAAUACGAAAACUUAAAAAUGCGAUUAAAUAUUUCGAUCAGUGGGAUCGUCAAAAUCACAUUUGAUUUUUGAUAUUGGAUUUCAUGCCUGUAUCUUCAGGAUUCUUCAAGACCAAAAGUUAGAAAACUUCAGCACAAGUUCACAAUGUUUGCUCGUCAUCUGUUGUUGAAGACCAUGAUGCCCCCUGUCACACAGACACUGUUAGGAACAGAAACUUCCUCUGCAUUGCUUCUCUUUCCAUCAGAAAGUAAAUGGCUGACCCCCUUCCCUCUUUUCUUCAGUGUUGCAAUGUUCACGCCACCUGCUCAUCAACCCAAGUGAAACCACAACCAUCUGUCUUAGCACAAACAAUGUCUACAGUUUUCACUGCUCCUAAUUGCUCAAAAUUUACUCUGUGUCAAGCAUCAACAUCUUCAAAAGAAGAAAGACAGAUUUCAUCAUAUAUACACUGGCAUGAAAGGAAGUCGUGAAUGUUGUAUGCAUCAUCCUCAGAAAAGAAUACAGUAUGAAUUGAAUAGGGUGCAUUGUCAUCAGCCAACAAGGAUGCUCAGUUUUUCACCUAAAGCUAUCUUGGAAGCAUCUCCUCCUUCGUUUCAGCCAUAUUUACGACUGAUUCGAUUCGACAAGCCCAUUGGCACCAUGUUGCUGCUCUGGCCGUGCACUUGGAGCAUCGCUUUGGCUGCGGUUCCUGGCAGCUUACCUGAUGCUCGACUCCUAGCACUCUUUGGAGCAGGUGCAUUCUUUAUGCGAGGUGCUGGCUGUAUCAUUAAUGACAUGUGGGACAAAGAUUUUGAUAAAAAGGUGGAACGGACAAAACUACGACCUCUUGCCAGUGGAGAACUUACACAUUUCCAGGCACUUGUCUUUCUUGCCUCACAGCUUUCUAUUUCUUUGGGAAUAUUGCUUCAGCUGAAUACAUACAGCAUAUUACUUGGUGCUGCAUCCAUGAUUCUUGUCAUUUUGUAUCCGUUAGCAAAACGUUACACCUAUUGGCCACAGGUGGUACUGGGCUUUACUUUCAACUAUGGGGCGCUGCUGGGGUGGUCAGCAGUGAAAGGGACGUGUGAUUGGACAGUUUGUUUGCCCCUUUAUGCCGCAGGGAUCAUGUGGACACUCAUUUAUGAUACCAUCUAUGCACACCAAGACAAAUAUGAUGAUAUGCUCAUUGGCGUCAAGUCCACUGCUCUUAAACUGGGAAAGAAGACUAAGCCAUAUUUGGCUGGGUUUUCUGCAGUCAUGCUUAGCUGCUUAACGGCUACUGGGAUCAUGUGUGACCACACUUGGCCAUACUUUGCAGGAGUGGGUCUUACAGGCGCUCACCUUUUAUAUCAGCUAUAUACAGUUGAUCUAAACAACCCAGAUGACUGUGCUGCUACAUUUCGAGCACAUUCCAAGCUUGGUUUUAUCCUUUUCCUGGGAAUAGUGCUUGGAAACUUGCUGCGGGAAGAGAACUCCACACCCAGUGAACUACCUAAAUUACAAACUACCACAGGUGCGGAGUCAUCCUUAUGAUCAUUCAUCGUGUCAAGGACUAGAUUUUUUUUUUAACACAACCAGUAAGCAUACAUAGCAGUGCUAAAGACCACAAGUAUGAGAGUGUAUGCAUUGUGAUAUACAAGGUGGACUAUGAAUGCAUUUCAUUUUGACACUACUAUAGUCUUAUCAGCGUGAUUGACCUGUGCUUAGAGAUUCAAACAAGUUUUUCUUUUUGCAUACAAUUUCAUUUAUGUUCAGUUUUUUCCCUUUCAUUUUAACAGUUAUGGCUAACCAACAACUACAAUUUCUAAUGAUUCAGGAAUUUCAUGCUUUUACUGUUCUUUUUGAUGCUUGUCUAAGGUAGUGCCAUUUUUGUACAUGUUUAUGAAUGGUUGAAAGGAAUGCCUUCAAAAAUAAAUUUUUACAAUGAG
Molecule: messenger RNA, 2141 nt
Organism: Pomacea canaliculata
Lineage: Eukaryota; Metazoa; Mollusca; Gastropoda; Architaenioglossa; Ampullariidae
Product: 4-hydroxybenzoate polyprenyltransferase, mitochondrial-like
Exons: 8
Coding region: 688-1746 (352 amino acids)
Biological process (GO): ubiquinone biosynthetic process
Cellular component (GO): mitochondrial inner membrane
Source: RefSeq, a predicted model, not a curated record